Molecule: messenger RNA, 1097 nt
Organism: Culex quinquefasciatus (southern house mosquito)
Lineage: Eukaryota; Metazoa; Arthropoda; Insecta; Diptera; Culicidae
Gene: Coq5
Product: 2-methoxy-6-polyprenyl-1,4-benzoquinol methylase, mitochondrial
Exons: 4
Coding region: 106-990 (294 amino acids)
Biological process (GO): ubiquinone biosynthetic process
Molecular function (GO): methyltransferase activity
Source: RefSeq, a predicted model, not a curated record
UUGACAGCUUAAGAAUGUAUUUUGUCUGUUGCGUGAUCAGUUCGGAUCAGUUGCUGGAAAGUCAUUAAUUUUUAAGUUAUUUACAUUGACUAUUCAAGUAUCAAAAUGCUGCCCCAAGGGAGUCGCGUCUUACGUCGAUUAAUUCCGGCAAGAUUACCUGCAAGAAGCUUUACAUCAGCGGCGGCCCAAUCCGGUGCUGGCCAGCCGGAACAGCAAGACGCGGAGACGCACUUUGGCUUCGAAACGGUGAAGGAAAGUGAAAAGUGGCGCAAAGUGCAUAAAGUUUUCGUGGAAGUGGCAUCUUCCUACGAUCUGAUGAACGAUGCCAUGUCGCUCGGGAUUCACCGCGUCUGGAAGGACAUCUUCAUGGAGCGGCUCGGGCCCAUUGGCGGUGGCAAUCGGCUGCUGGACAUGGCCGGUGGAACCGGCGAUAUCGCGUUCCGGUAUCUCAAGUAUUUGAACAAUCAACCGCAGGACGGAGAACAGCCGAACCACGUGACGGUAUCGGACAUCAACCAGAACAUGCUGGACGUCGGGCAGGCAAGGUUCAAGAAUCUGGGAAUUCAACCUAGCAAUUGCACAGUGGAUUGGGUCUGUGCGGAUGCGGAGAAGCUUCCCUUUGAAGACAACUCUUACACUGCCUAUACGAUAGCUUUUGGAAUUCGAAACGUGACUCACAUCGAUCGGGCACUCUCCGAAGCUUACCGCGUGUUGAAGCCAGGAGGACGAUUCUUGUGUUUGGAAUUCAGUCACGUCACGAACGACUAUCUUCGAUGGGCGUACGACCAGUACUCCUUCCAAGUGAUUCCUCCGAUGGGACAAAUCCUCGCCAGUCAGUGGCAACCGUACCAGUACCUGGUGGAAAGUAUCCGGAAGUUCCCCAAGCAGGACGACUUUAAGGAAAUGAUAAAAUCGGCUGGGUUCAAGUGCACCGGAUACGAGAAUCUUUCGUUUGGCGUUUGUGCAAUUCACUCGGGCUAUAAACUUUGAAUGUUGAUAUGGUUAUCUAAAAAAUUUACAUUGCUUGUAAAAAAGAAUUCAUAAAAGGUUUUGUCUACUCUAAUUCUUGCAAAAUACAUACAAACAUCAUUUAAUAA